GUCGAGUGAGGGCAUAAGCGUGAACGUGUGUAGUCACCAAGUGAAUAAUAUUAACAAAUAUAAAAAGAAAAAACGAAAAAGUGGAAUACACACGCAGAAGCGCGCGAAAAAAGUUUCACUCGAAAGAAGGGAAACAAAAAAAACAAUUGCAACUUUUUAACAGUCGUGUACAAUCUGUAUGUUGUAUAUGUUCAAACAAAACCACUAACACAGCAAUAGCACCAACAACAACGCAACAAAGUUUUAAGCAACAACAAAAAACGACAAGCUAAACAUAGCUAAAACAACAACGCAAUUGCAACAAAACCAACAACCAGUAGCAGAACGGCCAUAUAAAAAAUUAAAAAAAAAUAAUAAUAAUUCGGAUAUUAUUCAUAUAUCUCCAAUUAACGGAUCAACAGCCACAUAACGUGGUGAUUUCACAAAAAAAAAACAACCAGAAAAUCCGAAGAAAAUAUUAUUAACCGCCUGCUCUUGGGUUUUGUGCGAGUAAUAAACAAGGAUUCGGAUUCAAAACCACAAUGCCUCCAGUCGUAGUUGUGAAAUCCUUGGCCCUCGGAUCAGCUAAAGCCAUUCGAUUCCAAUGAGAGGAGCCUGGGCCCUGAGAAUCUGGAGCAGGCGAGUGCACAGACAUUGCUGAGCAUGAAGCAACCACUACGGACCACUACUACACAGCAUUAUCCCUUGAACAAGAAGAGAUCUUUGUCAAAAAUCAGUACAGAAGCAUCCAGGUCAGGAGCUGAGAAAUCUUUAUACGGCAGAGGAUCAGGAUCAGGAGUAGGAGUCGCAGGAACAGCAGGAGAAGGGUUAACCUAUCGCAGGAGGAGGAGGUGGUCACCGGCCACAUAAGACUUGUCCCCCUCCCCCCUAUACCCAUUGAAAACCCUUCCCUCCAAAUAUCUAUACAAAACAAAUUCAAAAAGAGGAGCCAGUCGGAGUAAAACAAGGAGCGCAGGAGGAGACGGAGACGGCCCGUGUUUGUGUGUGUGUAGGUGGAGUGUGUGUGUUGGCCGUCUCAGUCGGAUAACCAUCAACCCGGAUCCUUAAUCCCUAGACCCAUAUCCCAAACUGAAGCACCAGAACCACAACCACCAUGUCGUCCAGUGAGCCACCGCCUCGUUAUGAGCCACCCGUGGAGCCAGUUAAUGGCAUUGUACAGCCACCGGUGAUGCCGCCAGCGGAGCGACCCGGCCGCAAUACGAACCAAUUGCAAUAUUUGAUCAAGACGGUAAUGAAGGUGAUAUGGAAGCACCACUUCUCGUGGCCCUUCCAACAGCCCGUCGAUGCCAAGAAGCUCAACCUGCCCGACUACCAUAAGAUUAUCAAACAGCCCAUGGACAUGGGUACGAUCAAGAAGCGGCUGGAGAACAACUAUUAUUGGUCCGCCAAGGAGACCAUACACGACUUCAAUACGAUGUUCAACAAUUGCUAUGUCUACAACAAGCCGGGCGAGGAUGUUGUUGUUAUGGCCCAGACGCUGGAGAAGGUCUUCCUUCAAAAGAUUGAAUCGAUGCCCAAAGAGGAGCUGGAACUGGAGCCGGUUACGGCCAAGGGUGGCAAGAAGAAGCAACGGGCGCCGGCUACGCUCAAGUCAUCGUCAUCUGGUGGGGCAUCCACCGGUUCUGGUACAGCCUCCUCGACGGCAGUUAGCAGCGGAGCAGGUAGUGGCUCCACCAAAGUGUCAGCCGCCGCCUCAUCCGCGCAACAGUCUGGCCUGCAAGGGGCGACGGGAACAGGUGGCGGUGCAACGAGCACACCUGGAACUCAGACGGGUUCCGGUGCGGGAGGAGCGACCGCCGCCCGACCCGUAUCCGCCAUGGGCGGCACGGUUUCAUCGACGGCCGGCGGUGCACCGUCCAUACCACCGAUCAGCACAAUGCCACCGCACACGGUACCCGGCAGUACCAAUACGACGACGACAGCGAUAGUUGGCGGCCCUGGAGGAGCCGGUCCAGGUGUUGCCAAUCCCAAUGCCGCCGCCAUCAUGGCCAGCCUUCUAAAUGCGGGUCAAACGGGAUCCUAUCCUGGCGCCCCUGGUCAGACGGCGGUCAACAGCUCCUCGCUUUUAGACGGCAGUACAGCUGCAGUAGCGGCAGCGGCGGCGGCGGGAGCGGGAGCCGCUGGAGCCGGAGGAGUGACAAUACCAGCCGUAGCCGUUAAUGCCGCAAACGCCGUUCAAGCCUAUGUGAAUGCGGGCGUCAGCGUUGGAGUCGAUGCCGUGAUACCGCCUCAGCAGCCCGCGAAAAUAAAGAAGGGCGUUAAACGGAAGGCGGACACCACAACGCCGACGGCCAAUGCCUUCGAAUCACCGUAUGCGCAAAUGGACUCAAAAUCAGCCAAGAUUGCGACGCGGCGGGAGUCAAAUCGUCAGGAUCUUACAUUCCAGGGCUCGGGAUACAAUAUGUCGCCGCUGGGCGUCUCCGGAGUGCCCGGACUUAGCGGUAUGGUGGCCGGCGGAGUUCCCGGUGUUGCAGUGGCCAAGAACAAAGAGAAGCUAUCAGAUGCGCUUAAGUCGUGCAACGAGAUCCUCAAGGAGCUCUUCUCGAAAAAGCACUCGGGCUAUGCUUGGCCGUUCUACAAGCCAGUGGAUGCGGAAAUGCUUGGCCUGCACGAUUACCACGACAUCAUUAAGAAACCAAUGGAUCUGGGCACUGUUAAGCGGAAAAUGGACAAUCGCGAGUACAAGAGCGCGCCGGAAUUUGCCGCCGAUGUGCGAUUAAUAUUCACCAAUUGCUACAAGUACAAUCCGCCAGAUCACGAUGUUGUGGCCAUGGGUCGCAAACUGCAGGACGUCUUUGAGAUGCGCUAUGCCAACAUCCCCGAUGAACCGGUGGCCAAUGCAGCCCAUCAUCAUGGGCAUGGCCAUGGGCACGGUCACGGUCACGGCCACAGUCACGGGCAUGGUCACGGACAUGGCCAUGGUCACGGAUACGGCGGCUCCUCCUCACUUAAACACGAUGCCAGCGAUUCGUCUAGCGAAGACUCUAGCGACACGGAGAACGAAUCAAACUCGGAUGAGGAGCGUAGCGCUAAGCUGAAAAUGCUUGAGUCCAAGCUGCUUGGUCUGCAGGAAGAGAUCCGAAAGUUAUCAGAGGAGGCCUCAGCCAAAAAGAAGGCGAAGAAGAAACUAAAGGAGAAGAAGAAGUCGAUGGGCGGCGGAUCAAACUCUGGUUCGGCUUCGCAUCAUGGCCACGCCUCCGGCGGGGGUGCUAGUGCUGGCGGAGCAGGCGGUGCAGGUUCGGGCGGUCAUGUGAGCGGCGUUUCUGUGCCAGGUGGUGUCGGUGCCUUGGGUGCGGGUGGAGCCGGCGGCGCUAAUCUCAAUGCACUGCUUAGUGGGUCGUUGGUUGGCCCGGGCGGAGCAGCCGUUGCCGGCGGCGUUUCAAAUGUUGGGCAAUUGCACAGCCAGGUUCACGACGUGGCCAUGGCCUUUAGCCAGUUGGCGGGCGGCGGUGCCGCGGCCGGUGGUGGCUUUGGUGGCGGUGUCUCAGCAGCGGGAGCAUCAACGGGCGGCAAGGCGGGCACCCUGGCCGGGGCCUUGGCAGCCGGCGCAGCGGCUGGUGCCGGUGGUACAACGGCGAGUAGCGGCAGCAGUAAAGGUGCUAAAAGCAAAGGCGGACGUGGCGCCAAGGGCAGUGGAGCCGGCGGCGUAGGAGCUAGCAAUAAUGCCGCUGCGGGCAAUGCGGCUGGCGGUGCUGCGGGAGCUGCAGCAGGCGCUGGAACUGUGGGAGGUGUUGGCGGUGCAGGAGCUGCGAGUGGCGGCAAUGCUUCCAAACGAGCUAAGGGCAGCAGUUCAGCGGGUGCUGGUGGCGCUGUUGGGGGUGCGAAUGCUAGCACAGGUGGCGCCGGGGCCCGCGGCAGCAGUAAAAAGAAGCCAAGUCAGGUGAUGAACUUCGACUCCGAGGAGGAGGACACGGCCAAGCCAAUGUCGUACGAUGAGAAGCGCCAGUUGUCGCUCGACAUCAAUAAGUUGCCAGGUGACAAGCUGGGCCGUGUGGUACACAUCAUCCAGAAUCGGGAACCAUCGCUGCGUGACUCCAAUCCCGACGAAAUCGAGAUCGACUUCGAGACGCUGAAGCCGUCGACGCUGCGCGAGCUUGAAAGCUAUGUGGCGUCGUGUUUGCGCAAAAAAACACGUAAGCCAUAUUAUAAAAAGCCCUCCGGCAAGUCAAAGGACGAGCAGAUGGCCGAGAAAAAGCAGGAGUUGGAGAAGCGCCUGCAGGACGUCACCGGUCAACUGGGGGCAAGCAAGAAAACCGCCAAGAAAGAUGAGUCCGCUUCGAACAAGGUCGAAGCAGUGCAGCCGGCGAAUCCCGUCUCGUCGAGUUCCAGUUCCAGCGAUUCAUCGUCGUCGAGUUCGAGUGAUAGCAGUUCGAGUGACUCGAGUGACAGUGAAGCAGGUGAUGGUGACGAGCGACCGCCGCGCAAGAAAAAAUCCCGUGACUCGAAUGGAAGCAAUGUAAAUAAUCCAAGUAUAAAUGUUGUUCUGGGCGGCAACCCGCCAGGUGGCGCCCUUACGCCAGUGACAAUGUUAAUGGGCCUGGACCAUGUGGUGAACUCCAAUACACCAUCACAAAUGUCAAAUAUGCUGGGUAAUGCAAAUCCGCUGACCGCAGCUGCCAUGUUAAACAACAACAACAAGCCGUCUCUGCCGGGAAAUAAUUUUGGUGGUGCACCCACUCCCGGUGCCGGCAACAUGUUACACGCCAGCGGUAGUUCAGUUGCCGGUGCUGCAGUGUCCGCGGCGACAGGGCAGCAGCACAACAAGAAUGGACCAAUUACUACCACCGCCGCCCUGCAGUCGCACAGUUUUGCCGGUAGCACGGCAGCUGUGGCCACUAGUCAAUCGAGUGGUGGUAUUCGCAUUGCAAGCAAUCUGCAUAAGCCGGCCGGUUUAACUGGCGGUGAUCUGGGCGAGCACCAUGCGGCACUAGCGGCUGCUCUGACGUCCGGCGUUAACAGCACCGGCACUUCUAGCGGUGGCAACACCGGCAGCAGCAUUAGCAACAACAACAACGGCGGCAGCAAUAAUAACACAAAUCCAUUGGGGGGAGUGCAUGGGGAUGCGAUGGCCAAUGCUUCGCUGGCAUCGGGACUUAAACAAAUACCACAGUUCGAUGAUCCCGUGGAGCAGUCUUUGGCCUCGUUAGAGUUUAGCGCCGGUUCCACGGGCAAACCGUCACUAACGGACAACUUUUUGAUGCAGCAACAUUUAAUGCAGCCAGCCGGACCCCAACAGCAGCAGCAGCAGCAGCAACCCUUUGGGCAUCAGCAGCAACAACAACAGCAGCAGCACAUGGACUACGUGACAGAGCUGCUGACCAAGGGUGCGGAGGGUGUAGGCGGUAUGAAUGGCAACCACUUGUUGAACUUCAAUCUGGACAUGGCAGCGGCGUACCAGCAAAAGCACCCCCAGCAGCAACAACAGCAACAGCAACAGGCGCACAACAAUGGCUUCAAUGUGGCCGAUUUCGGCAUGACCGGAUUCGAUGGUCUGAAUAUGACAGCGGCCUCAGCAUUCCUCGAUCUAGAGCACACGCUCCAGCAGCAACAAAUGCCGCAAAUGCAGUUGCAGCAGCAACACCAGCAGCAGCAACAACAACAGACGCACCAGCAACAACAUCACCAGCAAACACAGCAGCAACUAACUCAACUAACGCAACAACUGCAACAUCUCCAUCAGCAGCAACAUCAACAGCAACUACAUCAGCAGCAACAACAGCAGGUGGCCAAUAAGUUGUUGAUAAUACCCAAGCCCAUCGAAUCGAUGAUGCCCAGUCCGCCGGACAAACAGCAAUCACAGCAGCAUCAGAAGGUGUUGCCGCCGCAGCAGUCGCCCUCGGAUGUAAAGAUGCUUCCCAACCAGGCAGCGGCUGCAUUGGCCCAGGGCAAGCUGGCGCAGACUUUUAAGGCAUCCAACGAGCAGAACCUUAAGAACGCUAGCUCAUGGUCCUCGUUAGCAUCCGCGAACUCGCCACAGUCGCACACGUCGAGCAGCUCGAGCAGCAGCAAGGCAAAGCCGGCCAUGGACUCGUUUCAGCAGUUCCGCAACAAAGCCAAAGAACGCGACCGUCUCAAGCUGCUGGAGGCGGCAGAAAAAGAAAAGAAAAACCAAAAGGAGGCCGCCGAAAAGGAGCAGCAGCGUAAGCACCAUAAGUCGUCAUCAUCCUCGUCAUCGGCAUCGGCUGCGGCCGCACAAGCUGCCGCAGUUGCAGCCGCAACAGCAGCGGUGGCACUAGGUGCAGCAGCAGUGGCGGCAGUGGCGUCGAAUUCAUCAAACGCUUCCGGCGGCAAUAGCAGUGGCGGUGGUGGUCCAACCAGCAACCAGGCAAUUAGUGGCGAUCGCGAACGUGACAGGGAUCGUGAACGAGAACGUGAGCGUUCGGGAAGCGGUGGUGGUCAAUCCGGCAAUGGGAACAACAGCAGCAAUUCGGCCAACAGCAAUGGACCUGGCAGUGCGGGCAGUGGUGGCAGUGGUGGCGGCGGAGGCAGUGGCCCAGCCAGUUCUGGUGGACCAAACAGUGGCGGCGGCAAUGUCAACAGCAACAGUGGCGGGGGUCCAGCACUACUCAAUGCUGGCAGCAAUAGCAACAGUGGUGUUGGUAGUGGCGGAGCAGCCAGCAGCAACAGUAAUAGCAGCGUUGGUGGCAUCGUUGGAAGCGGCGGACCUGGAUCUAAUAGUCAGGGAAGCAGUGGUGGUGGCGGAGGGCCAGCAAGCGGAGGCAUGGGCAGCGGCGCUCUUGAUUACGGUCAGCAGGUGGCGGUGCUAACGCAGGUUGCGGCCCACGCUCAGGCGCAGCAUGUGGCUGCCGCAGUGGCCGCGCAAGCCAUUCUGGCCGCCUCGCCCUUAGGCGCCAUGGAGAGCGGAAGAAAAAGUGUGCACGAUGCACAGCCGCAGAUAUCGCGGGUGGAUGACAUCAAGGCGUCGCCGGGCGGACAGGGACAGAGUUCGCCGGCGCAGCAAUCGCCUCAGGAUCGGGCUGCCGCUAAACGGGCCGAGCAGCGACGGGCUGAGCAGGAGCGGCGCAGGCGCGAAGCGAUGGCUGGCCAAAUCGAUAUGAACAUGCAGAGUGAUCUCAUGGCUGCAUUCGAGGAGACGCUGUAGGCCAAGGCCCGGAGAAAGUCGACCAACCGGGGCGUAAGCGUCAUCGGCAUCACCUCAACUACAACCACAAACGCAUCAUCCUUCACCAGCGGCGACCAAUCGAAGCGGCGAACAAAGCGCCAGCAACGGAUCACGUUGGACAACGGCUUGCGAGAGCAAAAGCAACACGGCUAGGAAAUAAAACGAUGACAGUUCGUCAUGGAACUGUUAGAGCAAACAAACAACCAACAAACAAAUGAAAGAAACAAACAAACUGCAUAGGCUAAAAACCAUUAAGCAAUGUUCUAAGGCGUAAAUAACAUACGUACAUUUAGUGAGUAUAUAUAUAAAGCAUAUAUGCGGAUGGAGCGAGCAGACAAACAAAAAUGUGAAAGCCACCAGCAAAACCAAGCAGCAGCAACAGCGGCAACAAUUUAUAUAUAUAACAGAAAGAAUGGCAAAUUUCCUUCGAUUAGCAAUUUAUUAUUCACUACCUUUUUUUAAAAUCACUUAUCACUUUCGAUUAUUAUUGUGUAUUAAAAUUACCAUUAUAAUGGUGGAUCGUGGCGACAAGGAAGUCCGCACACGGUUCCAAAGCUUAUUAUUUUUAAUAUUAUUGAUUGCAUAGGCAAGUUUAGUUUGUAGUCAUACACUUAAUUAAUAAUGUUUUUUUUUUUCUUAAUUGUAUACACACAUCUAUGCUUAGAGUUGUUAACUAAUUUAAAAAACAUAAACAAAACAAACGAGAAAACUACAACAAAAAAAAGAACAAAGAAAACAAAUCGAAACGAAACGAAAUCAAUUCAAGAGAUGCAUCUAUCCGCAGGGGGACGUUUCAGUCGCAGUUGCCUGUCCAGAAAUCCAAUUAAAUUAAGUUUCAGAAAUUUCAUUAAAAAUGUAUAUCUCUCCUGACGAUCCCCAUUCCCAAACCAUACCACUGACCGCUGAGAGCAAAUUUAAUGGAAUCUUAUUGUUUUACGUUUUAAAAUUUCUGGCGGCCAAAGAGCAGCACUUGCACAUCACCCACACACCUGUAAUUUAUACAGCCUCAAAAAGAAUAUCUUUAUAUAUAUAUAUAUACAUAUAAAUAUACAUAUUUAUAUAUAUAUAUAUCUGUAUGUAUAUAUGUAUUAUAUAUACACACACACACACACACAUUGACAGACACUUGGAUGAAACCUAAUACGAGAAAGAGAAUCACAAACCAAAAACCCCAUUUAGUAGGUCACGAUUCAGCUGAAAAUAUGGAAACAAAUUUAGUUAUUAAGUAGCUACAUUUUUUUUUGUAAGGACUCGCCAAAACAAAAGAAAAGAAGUGAAGUGGAAAAUAUAUUGUAAUUUUUUCUAAUGACCACAGGCCUUCGCAAGUAGGUGUCAGGAUGCUAUCCCCCCAAAUUGCAGUGACAAUUCAGUAAAAUUAAUCAAUGAUACAUGUUUGGAGUCUCUGCCGUCUUCCAUAUGUAUUGUUCGUCUAUAUAUCUUCAUCAUCUGCAUGCAGCCGAACCUCCUCGUCAAUGUGUGUCCCUGUAUAUAGAUCUAUAGGUCCUUCUAAAUCAUCAUACCAUCGGGGACUCUGAUCCUGUUAUAGCAAUAGGAAUUAUGAUAGCAACUAUCUAUGUAAAAGCUAGCGAAAGAAUUCAUGUAACUGUAUUUGUAUAAUGCACGUCUCUAUUGUUUUGAAUUCUAAAUGUAUAUUUAAUUUGAAUUUGAGCUUGUGGUUCUGAUUUCUGUAUGUUUUUAACGUUGUGAAUCUGUCUGUGGGUGUUUUUUUUGUUGUUUUAGGAAUACACGAGUUUGUCUUUGUAUAUAGAGGCGGUCAAAUAGAUUCGUAUCUUUUCCCGACUUACUCUCGCAGGAAAUGUCACUUUGAUUUGUGUAAAUUACUUUUUCGACAGCGAGUAGUAGAAAGAAAAUUAGAUUAUCACAAAAUAUCCCCUAUUUUAUUCUAUUAUAUAUAUAUAUAUGAAAGUGCAUCAGAUAUACAUAUAUAAAAAAGGAGAAAUUUUUUUUCUAUACUUAAUUUUAGCAUUUAACUGAGAAAUAAAUCGCACGAGGAGAUAAACAAAUGUAUGAAAAUAAAAAUUGUGAAAAACCAAA
Messenger RNA from Drosophila eugracilis, 9178 nucleotides. RefSeq names its product homeotic protein female sterile (gene fs(1)h). The coding region runs from base 1094 to 7102 and encodes 2002 amino acids. Gene Ontology annotation, cellular component: chromatin; nucleus. The transcript is spliced from 13 exons. Gene Ontology annotation, biological process: chromatin remodeling; regulation of DNA-templated transcription. NCBI's taxonomy places the organism in Eukaryota, Metazoa, Arthropoda, Insecta, Diptera, Drosophilidae. The record is from RefSeq and is a predicted model, not a curated record.